CUUUUACUUGGAUAGCUUGAGCUCUAAUAAACCGCCUUCAAAACGGCAGGAGAGAAGGAACAGUUACAGGAGUCCUCCCGGGCAGCAUCCAUUUCAAAGAUGGAGUUAAUGGCGGGUCACCCGGCUCUCAAAGCCUUUAUGUGUGGCUCUCUCAGCGGCACCUGCUCCACACUCCUUUUCCAGCCUCUGGAUUUGGUCAAGACACGGCUGCAGACCCUGCAGAACAACUCCGUACCAGGUACACCGAAGGUUGGGAUUACAGUUUUUAUCAACGUUAUUAGGACAGAGAAGUUCUUCAGUCUUUGGAAAGGAGUUUCACCAUCAUUUGCCCGCUGCAUCCCUGGGGUGGGGAUCUACUUCAGCACCUUCUACUCCCUGAAGCAGCACUUCUUCCUGGAUCAGGCACCCAAUGCUGGCGAGGCUGUUCUGCUGGGAGCGGGUGCUAGAUCUGUAGCCGGGAUCUGUAUGCUACCAUUCACUAUCAUUAAGAGUCGCUUUGAAAGUGGCCGUUACAACUAUACAAGUGUUACAGGGGCUUUGAGAAAUAUGUAUGAGACAGAAGGUAUCAGGUCUCUCUUCUCCGGGUUGACUGCUACGUUGCUAAGAGAUGCUCCAUUCUCAGGCAUUUACGUCAUGUUCUACAGCCAGGCCAAGCGGUUGCUACCUCAAGAGGUGAGUUCGUCAUCAUGUGCUCCGCUGGUGAACUUCACUUGUGGAGUGGUGGCCGGGAUCAUGGCUUCGUUGGUGACGCAGCCUGCAGAUGUUGUGAAGACCCACAUCCAAGUCAGCCCUGCCCACUGGAGUACAAUAGAUUCUAUUCGCUGCAUCUACAUGGCGCAUGGCCUGAGUGGGUUUUUUCGUGGGGCUGUACCCAGGUCUCUUCGCCGCACUCUGAUGGCCGCUAUGGCUUGGACUGUCUAUGAACAGUUGAUGGCACGAAUGGGGCUCAAAUCUUGAAGAGCAGAAAUGUCUUGCCACAGGUGCAGCUGAAUGAAAUUUAAAGAGGUCAUAUUUUCUGACUGAAAGUUCCGACAUGCAGGAAGAAAUGGAAGAUGAGGUGAACUCGUGUGACUGAGACAAUGAGCUCGACAGCCAGGUGGAUAUGUCUGGAAUCUAAGCAGGAAUGCUGGGUGCUUGAAGUUUUUGUUGAGUUACAUAAAUAUUUGCGAAAAUGUGCCUGUUUUCAGGUGUUUGUGAGAUUGUGGU
This is a messenger RNA of Thalassophryne amazonica, 1206 nucleotides long. RefSeq names its product mitochondrial glycine transporter B-like. NCBI's taxonomy places the organism in Eukaryota, Metazoa, Chordata, Actinopteri, Batrachoidiformes, Batrachoididae. Gene Ontology annotation, molecular function: glycine transmembrane transporter activity. The record is from RefSeq and is a predicted model, not a curated record. Gene Ontology annotation, biological process: glycine import into mitochondrion. Gene Ontology annotation, cellular component: mitochondrial inner membrane; mitochondrion.